UGGGGCAGCUCGCAAUGCCGAGCCCAGCUGGACGAAAUCUUUUUCCGGGAGCAUGACUACAUCCAGGCUGGCAGCUCUGAACAUAAAGAGUUCUGGGCUUUCUUUGAGCGCUUCCAGAGGUUUAAAACGAAGAGAGACAUGUCAGGCGCUGAAAUCAGAAAGGAGGACAAAGGCAAAGGGAGGGACAGGGGCAAGGUGGAUCUUGGCCUUCCCAAAGAGUACGAUGCUCGCUACCGGAUUAACGUAUCUGUGUGCACCAGGGACAUCGAGGAGCGCAUGGGGAAAUCAGAGCAUAGAAGCAGACAGAGGUCCUCCGGACCAGGGGCUCAAGAGGUCUCCGACUGCCGCCUGGCGCUCCUGCAUUUCCUGGAUUUCAGCCAGAAACAGAGUUUUGGAAAAAUUGCCAAACUUCGCCGGGAGCAGAAGAACCUGCCCAUCUUCCAGUACCGGGAUCGGAUAGUGGAGCUGGUGCGAAUUCACCCAGUGGUUGUAGUGGCAGGGGACACGGGCUGUGGAAAAUCAACCCAAGUCCCUCAGUACCUUCUCUCUGCUGGCUUCGAUAACAUCGCCUGCACCCAGCCUCGGCGCAUUGCCUGUAUAUCCCUCGCAAAGAGAGUCAGCUUUGAGAGCCUCAAUCAGUAUGGAUCAAAGGUGGGGUACCAGAUCCGCUUUGAGACAAGUCGAACCGCAGCAACCAAGCUGCUGUUCCUUACAGAGGGGCUGCUGCUUCGACAGAUCCAGCAGGACAGUACGCUGGCUCGGUACCAGGUUGUGAUUGUUGACGAGGUCCAUGAGAGACACCUCCAUUGUGACUUUCUUCUCGGGGUCCUGCGUUCUCUGCUGGCUGACCGCCCAGACCUACGUCUCAUCCUCAUGUCAGCCACCAUCAACAUCAAACUGUUCUCUAACUAUUUCAGUGGUGCUCCUGUACUGCAGGUCCCAGGCAGGCUGUUUCCUAUUCAGGUUAUUUACCAGCCCAUUCCUCCUGAAGAGCAGUCCUCAAAGUCUGAGAAACUGGAUCCUAGACCGUAUCUGCGCAUCCUGCAGGGCAUCGAUCAGCGUUACCCCCCAGAGGAGCGUGGUGACCUGCUGCUCUUUCUUAGCGGCGUGGCAGAGAUCUCCACCAUCCAGGAGGCCUGUCAGAUUUAUGCCACACACACACGUCGCUGGAUAAUCUUAACACUGCACAGCACCCUCUCAAUUGCUCAGCAGGAUAAGGUGUUUGAUAUUGCUCCUCCUGGGGUGAGAAAGUGCAUCAUCUCUACCAAUAUUGCGGAGACAUCAGUCACAAUAGAUGGAGUGCGCUUUGUUGUUGAUUCAGGAAAGGUGAAAGAAAUGAGUUUUGACCCUAAAGCCAAGAUGCAACGCCUACAAGAGUUCUGGAUCAGCCGAGCCAGCUCUGAGCAGAGAAAAGGUCGAGCUGGUCGUACGGGUCCGGGCGUUUGCUACCGGCUCUACUCAGAAUCUGACUACAAUGCUUUCGCACCUUAUCCUGUGCCUGAAAUCCACAGAGUUGCUCUGGACUCCCUCAUUCUUCAGCCCCUGCAUAGCAACCAAGGAGACCCCUUUACCCUCCUCAACACUUUCAAUGCCUGGGUGGAGGUAAAAGGGGAGAGAGGUGGUGGAUCAAGAAAAUGGUGCAGAAGGAGAGGCUUGGAGGAGCAGCGGCUGUAUGAGAUGGUGAACCUACGCAGACAGUUCAAGGACUUGCUGAGGAGCCACAGCCUGCUGGAAUCAGAAGAUAGCACUCCCUCUGGUGGUGACCGUGUGCAACGCAGGGAGAGGCUAACUGAGAGGAGAAAGCUGCAUCAGCUGAAGAGAGAUCAUGAACAGCAGGAGGGAAGCAAACGUAAAGUCCUGAGGUUGGAGGAGGGUCAGGAAGGAGACUCUUCAGGAUCAGACACAGAGGAAACAGGAAGGUCUAAGAGGAACAAGGAGGGGUCUGGACAGAACUUGGACAUACAGGAGGUGAAGUUCAAGUUACGGCAUAAUGUGUCAGAGCUGCAGGAGGCUGUCAGUCAGGACCUGUCCUCACACCAGCAGGCUUUGCUCAAGCUUCUGCUUUGCAGAGGCCUGUACCCUCAGCUGGCACUGCCCGAUGAACACAACUCCACCCGCAAAGACUCUGACCAGGUGUUUCACACAAGGAAUAAGCAAGGAGUGGUGAUUCACCCAACCAGUGUGUUUGCCAGUGACCCAGAAGUGUUACAGGUGCCUGAGGGUGACACUGGAGAAAUGGGACCUGAUAGGAGAGACAGCACCAAACACCAGCUGUUAGCCUUCGUCACUCUGUUGGAGACCAACAAACCCUAUUUGUCAAACUGUGUGCGGGUUCCAGCGCUGCAAGCGCUGCUGCUGGUAGCAAACUCAGUGGACACUAACGCUGACUGUACGCGACUAGUGGUGGACGGCUGGCUGGAGUUGGAGCUGAAGGAGCCAGAGGAGGCUCUGAAGGUGCUGUCCACAGCGCUUACUCUCAGGGCUGAGUGGGAGCGCCUGCUGCAGGCCCAGCUGGGACAGAACUCAACAGGGGGAGCAGCAGCCGGGCAGGGGGUGUCCCGCAGAGUUGUGCAAAAGCUGAGUGAAAGCCUGGUCCGCUUUCUGCUCUACACUGAGGUCAGUUAUAGCCUUCGGCGACUCUCAGCUUUCCAGACCCAGAACCUGUACAUUGGUCCUCAGUCUGAGUCUGUGUCGUCGAACACUAAAGCUGGAGAUUUAAACCCGCUGUUUCCAGGAGCCGAGGCCAAGCCAGACCCCAUUAAAGGAGGCCUACGUGUCACCAACUUUUUCACCUACAACUGUCUGGCUGAUUCAAAAGACCUCUACAGUGAGUGCUUACGUACUUUCUGGAGCUGUCCCAACUGUGACCUGUACAUGCCUCUAACUCCACUGGAAAGAAUGCAUCAUGAAGCUUCCUGCAGGCCGGCUGGAGAACAGCAGCAGCCUGAGGAAGAGCCAGAGGGUGGAAAAGCAGGCUCUUCAUCAGUGUCAAGCCUUACCAGAGUUUAUCACUGUGAUGUGUGCAAUCAAGACCUGACCCUCACCUCCACUGAGAUCCUCAAACAUAAAAGGCAGCACAUGUAUUCUGCAAAGUAAUGGACCCCUGCAUCCAAAGGAUAACAGCUAACCACAGUUUUGGUGGUGGUUGUGGGGGGUGUUGUUUUGUUUUUUGUUUUGUUUUUAUUUUAAUGGAAAAUUAGUGUCUUCUUCCUCCCUUUUUAAUACUUGUGGAUCUUUUUUUAAGGCAAUGUUCCUGCCCUCUAGUGGUCACUUGUUAUAUUCUGUUGUAGCUUACUGUAAAGUCCUGUUCCUGUAGGAGAGAUGCAGAUUUAUAAAACUAGUCUCCUUCAUUUUUUUUUUUUUUUUUU
This is a messenger RNA of Neolamprologus brichardi, 3368 nucleotides long. NCBI's taxonomy places the organism in Eukaryota, Metazoa, Chordata, Actinopteri, Cichliformes, Cichlidae. The record is from RefSeq and is a predicted model, not a curated record.